AUGGAAGGAAGGAAUGAAACCAGUGCCUCCGAAUUCAUCCUCCUGGGACUUUCAGAAAAACCGGAGCAGGAGACUCUUCUCUUUGCUCUGUUCCUUGGCAUGUACCUGGUCACUGUGCUGGGGAACCUGCUCAUCGUCCUGGCCAUCAGCUCUGACUCCCACCUGCACACGCCCAUGUACUUCUUCCUGGCCAACUUGUCCUUGGUUGAUUUCUGCCUGGCCACCAACACUGUCCCCAAGAUGCUGGUGAACAUCCAAACGAAGAGCAAGUCCAUCUCUUAUCCUUGCUGCCUGACCCAAAUGUACUUUUUCCAUUUUUUUGGCAUCGUUGACAGUGUCUUAAUAGCUGUGAUGGCUUAUGACAGGUUUGUGGCUAUAUGCCACCCCUUACACUAUACCACCAUCAUGAGCCCACGCCUUUGUGGCUUGCUGGCUGGUGGUCCAUGGGGGUUUUCCUGCUUCAUUUCCCUCACACACACCCUCCUGAUGGCGCGCCUGGUUUUCUGUGGCAACCAGAUUCCUCACUACUUCUGCGACCUCACUCCCCUUCUCAGGCUUUCUUGCACGGACACCUCUGUGAACAAGAUCUUUGUGCUCAUUGUGGCCGGGAUGGUGAUAGCCACACCUUUCAUCUGCAUCCUGGCCUCCUAUGCUCGCAUCAUCGUGGCCGUCAUGCAGGUCCCCUCGGCAGGUGGCAGGAAGAAAGCUUUUUCGACCUGUAGCUCCCACCUCUCUGUGGUUGCCCUCUUUUAUGGGACCACCAUUGGGGUUUAUCUGUGUCCCUCAUCUGUCCGCACAGCCGUGAAGGAGAAAGCCUCUGCUGUCAUGUACACUGCAGUCACGCCCAUGCUGAAUCCCUUUAUCUAUAGCCUGAGAAACAAAGACCUGCAGGGAGCCCUGAGGAAGCUCAUCAAUAGAAAAAACACCCCAUCUUCCUGA
Molecule: messenger RNA, 939 nt
Organism: Rhinolophus ferrumequinum (greater horseshoe bat)
Lineage: Eukaryota; Metazoa; Chordata; Mammalia; Chiroptera; Rhinolophidae
Product: olfactory receptor 24
Exons: 1
Coding region: 1-939 (312 amino acids)
Biological process (GO): G protein-coupled receptor signaling pathway
Cellular component (GO): membrane
Molecular function (GO): G protein-coupled receptor activity; olfactory receptor activity
Source: RefSeq, a predicted model, not a curated record